This is a messenger RNA of Condylura cristata (star-nosed mole), 2585 nucleotides long. RefSeq names its product RAB37, member RAS oncogene family (gene RAB37). Bases 400 to 1161 code for a protein of 253 amino acids. Gene Ontology annotation, molecular function: GTP binding; GTPase activity. The record is from RefSeq and is a predicted model, not a curated record. NCBI's taxonomy places the organism in Eukaryota, Metazoa, Chordata, Mammalia, Eulipotyphla, Talpidae. The transcript has 10 exons. Gene Ontology annotation, cellular component: Golgi apparatus; endosome.
UGAGCUCCAGGGACCGAGAUGCCCUGAGAACGCAGCGUGUCGCUGCGCCUUCAGAGUCCAGUAGCUAAAAGGUACGCACGGACUAGCGGCUAGACUGAAAUCUUGCAGCCUUCCCGCCUUCUGGAGUCAGGGCGCUGGAUUCUAAGCAGCCUGGAUCUCAGCACUCCGGUCGCGGAGCGCAGAGAGCCUCGCUGGUCCAGGUGCUGAAACGCGGAGGCCGGCUGCUGCGGCCCGGGAGCCACGGGCGGGCGGGAGCUGUCCAGUGCUGAACCCGGAUGCAGCCCGGCCCGCGGCGCUCAGAACCCCGCCUGCCGCACCCCGGGGAGCCCGGACAGGGCUGCGACCAGUGCUGACGCAGAACGCUGAGAGAGCAAGAGGCAGCGGGCUCCCGGCCGGGCAAUGGAACUGCAGAGACUCGACUCCUAUCAAGGGGGAGCUGGCCCUGACUUCUAUGAGCACGUCCUGCAUAAGACCAUCCUGGUGGGCGACAGCGGCGUGGGGAAGACGUCCCUGCUGGUCCAGUUCGACCAAGGCAAGUUCAUCCCCGGCUCCUUCUCAGCCACCGUGGGCAUCGGAUUCACAGUCAUGCUUCUGGGAGACUCAGGCGUCGGCAAAACCUGUUUCCUGAUCCAAUUCAAAGACGGGGCCUUCCUGUCCGGGACCUUCAUAGCCACGGUCGGCAUAGACUUCAGGAACAAGGUGGUGACUGUGGAUGGAGUGAGGGUGAAGCUGCAGAUCUGGGACACCGCCGGGCAGGAGCGGUUCCGUAGCGUCACCCACGCUUAUUAUCGCGACGCCCAGGCCCUGCUCCUGCUGUACGACAUCACCAACCAGUCUUCCUUCGACAACAUCAGGGCCUGGCUCACCGAGAUUCACGAGUAUGCUCAGAGGGACGUGGUGAUCAUGCUGCUGGGCAACAAGGCGGAUGUCAGCAGUGAGAGGGUGAUCCGCUCGGAGGAUGGAGAGACACUGGCCAGGGAGUACGGAGUGCCCUUCCUGGAGACCAGCGCCAAGACGGGCCUGAAUGUGGAGCUCGCAUUUCUGGCCAUUGCCAAGGAGCUGCGGUACAGGGCCAGCCGGCAGGCCGACGAGCCCAGCUUCCAGAUCCGAGACUACGUGGAGUCCCAGAAGAAGCGGCCCAGCUGCUGCUCCUUCGCCUGAACCCCGGGGCACUGAGCGGAGACCCCAGAGGCCUCGACGAUGCCGCCUCCUCCCGCAGACCUGGUUUCCUCUGAGCAGCUGAGGGAGAUAGUUGGGGGACCCCAGUGCCCAGGGCACUCUCUCAUCUCUGCUUCAGUUCCUGUAGCUUCCCUGCCUCCUGGGGGGAGGGUAAAAUAUGUAUAUUUCAUUUUAAUGAUACAUAAUUUAAUACCCAAGAAAAAAGCACCAGAAAGUCAAGGUAUUCCGCAGCUGACCUGUGGCCCUCUUACCUUCCAGAACUAGGAUUUAGGGGGCGGGGCCUCCCUGGAAGGCUUGGCCUGGGUGGUAUGUGCCAGUUCAGCACCAGGGGGCGUAAAUGCACUUCUGGGGCCACAGGGCAGCAGCAACCACCUUUCCUCAGCAGGAGAAAGAGGCUAAGCUCGCCCAGCCUGCCUCACCUCCAGCUCCUGGGGGAGGGGUUGCCCAGUCAGAGGGCAGGUGUGCUCCCAGGGGUGCCCAAGAAGAGGCCAGGUGUGCUGGGGCCAGAACAAAGCCUCCGGGAAGAUAAGAGGAGCCGACUGGGCGGCACCCAGGUCCCUGGGGGUAGAGGGUGAAGCGUCGCAGUGUUGCUGCGAACUCCUUUUCCCCCAGCGAGCGAGCACUUUGGGUUACCUGGGAACACUUGGUUCCUGUUUUCUGGACCUCAGAUUCCUGGGGGAGCCCCUCCUCCCUGGAUCCUUGGUCUUAUUUGCCUUUCUGCCUGUGUCCCUGGCUACCUAAGGUCACAGCUAAUCAGUCCCACCUUGGGCAGGUAUGCAGCCCCACAGGCUUCUUGAGAGAGCAGUCGAUUCUCUGUGGGCUAAAGAGGACUAAAGGAAGAAAGGAGCCCCGGUCGAGAGCAGGUGGAGGGGGCAUAGCCCACACCUUGGCCGCACCCCCCUGCCAGGUUAGGGCACCGGAGGCUGUCCGGUUCAGGUAGCCCGGUGGAUGUGUGGAAAACAAGGUCAUGUGCCCAAGACCCGGGUGGGGAGUGGGGCAGCGGGCUUUUGCGCGCUGCGGAGCGAAGGUCACGCGCCUCCCAAAGCCCUGGCCCCCAGCACCUGGAAGUGGACUGGCGACAAGGCGGGUCACCACCUCCGUCCCAGACGCACUUUUAUUCCACCUCUUCGGGCUGGGGCAGGAGACGGGAAGAAAGGUAUCCGCUGCGCAUUUCUGUGGCCAGUGCGUUUGCUUUCAAGGCAAAAAUUUGCUCUCAGAGCAGAGUCAGCAGCUCCAACUUAAGUCCGAUAAGGAAGCUCUCCGGCCUCUCCCAGGAGGAGAGGGGAGGCGCUGACCUUGCCGGGCUCUUCUGGGGCCCUAGGCAGGCUGCAGGCGACCCAGUCGCGUCGGCUGCUUGGGACGCUAGCGUGUGUUUUGCAGAAUUAAAAGCAGUAUUUUGGAAAGUC